AUGUCUCUCACGGAAUCCGCCGCGGCAGCCAUGCUGACCGCCGCGGUCGUGGUAGACAGUCCCAUUGAUGUGCAUGAGCCUCGUUGGGAUGACCAGACGAGGGGCCGCGAUUUGUACACACAACUAGUGAUCAGUUUACUCGUCGGGCUCAGCGCCUUUUUCUCCUUCUGUGUUCUACGACCGAAAUGGACCGAAUUAUACGCCGCUCGGCGACGACAACGCUGCGCAGCUUCAUACUUGCCCGAACUACCCGAUAGUUUCUUUGGCUGGAUACCUGUACUAUAUCGGAUCACUGAUGAGCAGGUGCUGGAGUCUGCAGGCUUGGAUGCUUUCGUUUUUCUCACUUUCCUGAAAUUCGCCAUUCGAUUCCUCUCCGCUAUAUUCUUCUUCGCCUUGGUUAUCAUUCUACCGACACACUACAAGAAUACCGGUAAAUCGGGGGUUCCGGGUUGGGAUGACGAUGAUGACGAGACAUUCGAUGGAGACAAAGACAAGAAGAAGAUCAUAUCGGAUCCGAACUACUUGUGGAUGUAUGUCAUUUUUACAUACAUUUUCACUGGGCUUGCUGUCUACAUGCUCAUCCAAGAGACCAAUAAGGUUAUCCGCACGAGGCAAAAAUACCUUGGGAGCCAGACCAGUACGACCGAUCGGACUAUUCGCUUGUCCGGGAUACCUCCGGAUUUGGGGACCGAGGAGAAGAUCAAGGAAUUCAUGGAAGGCCUCAAAGUGGGUAAGGUCGAGAGUGUCACACUGUGUCGGGACUGGCGCGAAUUAGACCACCUGAUCGACGAGCGACUGAAACUUCUGCGAAAUCUCGAGCGGGCUUGGACUAGACAUCUGGGCUACAAACGGGUUAAGGCAAGUCCAAACGCGCUGACCUUGCUGCACCAGCAGCCGCGUGGCUCUAGUAUUGUUUCGGAUGGAGAGAGUGAACGGAUUCAACUUCUCUCUGAAGGAGGACGCGAUCAUGUUACGGACUAUGCACACAAGCGGCCAACAGUGCGCAUUUGGUAUGGGCCUUUCAAGCUACGCUAUAAGAAUAUCGAUGCGAUCGAUUACUAUGAAGAAAAGCUACGUCGUCUCGACGAGAAGAUCCAGGUUGCUCGCCAAAAGGAAUAUCCGCCUACUGAGGUCGCCUUCGUCACGAUGGAGUCGAUUGCCGCGUCUCAGAUGGUUGUACAAGCCAUACUUGAUCCUCACCCCAUGCAACUGCUCGCUAGACUGGCACCAGCACCAGCUGAUGUCGUGUGGAAAAACACCUACCUCCCACGCUCGAGGCGGAUGAUGCAAUCCUGGUUCAUCACUGUGGUCAUUGGCUUCCUGACUGUAUUCUGGUCGGUGCUUUUGAUUCCCGUUGCCUAUCUGCUUGAGUACGAGACUCUCCACAAGGUGUUCCCUCAAUUAGCCGACGCUCUUGCUCGGAACCCACUUGCCAAGUCCCUUGUGCAGACUGGUCUGCCAACCUUGGUCCUCUCGCUGUUGACUGUCGCUGUGCCUUACUUGUAUAACUGUAUGAUAUACCCCACCGUUUUGUUCAAGUCUAAUCUCAGCGCUAAUCUGAUCACAGGGCUCUCGAACCAGCAAGGCAUGAUGUCCCGAGGUGACAUUGAGCUGUCAGUCAUAUCGAAGACCUUCUUCUUCUCUUUCUUCAACCUCUUCCUUGUCUUCACGGUGUUCGGAACUGCGACUACAUUUUACGGGUUCUGGGAGAAUCUGCGAGACGCCUUCAAAGAUGCUACGACCAUAGCCUUUGCCUUGGCCAAGACUCUGGAAAACUUUGCUCCAUUUUACAUUAACUUCCUAUGUCUUCAAGGAAUAGGAUUGUUCCCGUUCCGCCUCCUAGAGUUCGGAAGUGUUGCCAUGUAUCCCAUCAACUUUCUGGCCGCUAAGACACCUCGGGAUUAUGCUGAGCUAUCCACACCCCCUACAUUCAGUUACGGGUAUUCCAUUCCGCAGACGGUUCUGAGCCUUAUCAUCUGUGUGGUAUACAGCGUGUUCCCUAGCUCAUGGUUGAUAUGCCUAUUCGGGUUGAUUUAUUUCACCAUCGGCAAGUUUAUUUAUAAGUACCAGCUUCUGUACGCGAUGGAUCAUCAGCAGCAUUCGACGGGACGCGCAUGGCCGAUGAUCUGCAGUCGAAUUCUGAUGGGCUUGAUGGUUUUCCAGCUCGCCAUGAUCGGCGUGCUUGCCUUACGCCGGGCUAUUACGCGCUCUUUGCUUAUUGUGCCUCUCCUGAUGGCAACCGUAUGGUUCAGCUACUUCUUUGCACGGACCUACGAACCUCUUAUGAAGUUCAUCGCUCUAAAGAGCAUUGACCGCGAGCGGCCUGGUGGGGGGGACAUCUCCCCGUCCCCGUCCUCGACCUUCUCUCCUCCAUCCGGCCUCGACCGCGAUUCUUUUCCGAUCCGCAUCGGUGGACAAGAACUCGGAUUGCGGCUGAGGAAGUAUGUCAACCCAAGCCUGAUCCUGCCUCUCCACGAUGCAUGGCUUCCGGGACGUACGAUGGUUCCGGAACUCCAGGAAGAACUGGAGCACCGCAAUUCCGAAAACAACGCGGCCGAUGAGUCCGUCUGA
Messenger RNA from Aspergillus eucalypticola CBS 122712, 2571 nucleotides. RefSeq names its product putative DUF221 domain protein. The record is from RefSeq and is a predicted model, not a curated record. The coding region runs from base 1 to 2571 and encodes 856 amino acids. NCBI's taxonomy places the organism in Eukaryota, Fungi, Ascomycota, Eurotiomycetes, Eurotiales, Aspergillaceae. Gene Ontology annotation, cellular component: plasma membrane. The transcript has 3 exons. Gene Ontology annotation, molecular function: calcium-activated cation channel activity.